Astyanax mexicanus (Mexican tetra) is the source of this 1940-nucleotide messenger RNA. It is a transcript of the gene gnl3, whose product is annotated as guanine nucleotide binding protein-like 3 (nucleolar). NCBI's taxonomy places the organism in Eukaryota, Metazoa, Chordata, Actinopteri, Characiformes, Acestrorhamphidae. Gene Ontology annotation, cellular component: nucleolus. The record is from RefSeq and is a predicted model, not a curated record. The transcript has 15 exons. Gene Ontology annotation, molecular function: GTP binding. The coding region runs from base 93 to 1781 and encodes 562 amino acids.
AACGGAAACCGUGCGCGCGCUCGCUGCACGCGCUGCUCCAUUGGUUUCAGUGCACGUGUGCGAACAGCAGCAGCAGCCGCCGAGAGAGAGCCAUGAAGCGACCGAAGUUAAAGAAGGGAAGCAAGCGCGUAUCCUGCGCUAAACGCUUCAAAAUUCAGAAAAAGGUUCGGGAACACCACAAAAAAUUACGGAAGGAGGCGAAGAAAAGUGGAAUCAAGAGAAAGCUCAAGAAGGACAUUGAAGUACCAAACAGUGCUCCAUUUAAGGAAGAGGUCCUUAGAGAAGCAGAGCAGAGGAAACAGGAGCUUGAAGAGCUGAAGGAAAAGAACAGACUAGCCAAGCAGAAGGAGCGAGCAGAGAAGAGAAAGGCGGCCAAAGAUGGCGUCAGUGGUGCUGAGGAGCCAAAGUCAAAGAGAGUUAAAAAGGAGGAGAAGGUAAAGGCUCAGAGGCAAGCUAGGGCAGCUGUCGCCAAGGAGAAAAGCAACAAGGUGUUCAGAUGCAAGGAGCUGAAUAAGGUCAUCGAAGCAUCAGAUGUUAUAAUAGAAGUUCUGGAUGCAAGGGAUCCUUUGGGCUGCCGCUGUCCUCAGCUAGAGGAGGCAGUGCUGAAACAUGAGGGGAAGAAAAGACUGCUGUUUGUGAUGACAAAGAUAGAUCUUGUUCCUAAAGAGAAUUUAGAGAAGUGGGUUGAAUAUCUUAAAGAAGAGUGUCCAACGUUUGUCUUCAAAGCAUGCAUGCGGAUACAGGAUAAGACUGUGAUGGAGAAGAAGCAAAAAGCCAAUGGAAAAGUGGACCUCAGCAGAGCAGCAUCUUCGUUUGGUUGUGAUUCUUUAAUGCAGACCCUUUCAGACUUGUCCAACAAGCUUGAAAGUGAGAGCAUGCUGAAAGUUGGCGUUGUUGGUUUUCCUGGUGUGGGAAAAAGCAGUAUUAUUAACUCUCUGAAGGGCAUCAGAGCAUGCCAUGCUGGUGUACAGCGAGGACUGACAAAGUGUAUGCAGGAAGUGCAUAUCUCCAAGAAGGUGAAGAUGAUUGACAGUCCAGCAAUGGUGGCAGCUCCAUCCAGUUCUGGAGAAAAGCUGGUUUUGAGGAGUCUACAGGUGGAGGAGAAUGAGGCGAGUCCUUUGGAGGCAGUGCAAACAUUGCUGAAACAUUGCAACCAACAAGAUAUCAUGCUGGAGUACACCGUUCCAGACUACAGAAACGCUCUGGAGUUUUUAACCCUUUUUGCCAAGAAGCGUGGGUUCCUGCAGAAAGGUGCACUGCCCAACGUAGAACAGGCUGCAACUGUGUUUCUCAAUGACUGGACCGGACCUAAACUAAGUUACCAUACCAAAGUACCAGAGCGACAGGGCCUGCCUCCACACCUCACUGAAGAUCUGGUUGCACAGAUGCAGGCUGGCAUGAACUUGGAUAAGAUGAACAUGGCGAACGUGCAGAUCAUCAAAUGCAUACGAUGCCCUAACAAGGCGAGCAGCAUUCCUUUCAACUCGAAGAAUAUGACUGAUGGUAUUCUGAGUGUCUGUGAGCUACCAGCAGUAAAGCCUGCAGUAGAGGAGGAGGAGAAGAAGGAGGAGGAGCAGACAGAGAAUCUUGAGGAAACUGAGGAUGCUGAGGAGAUUGAGACUCCUGAGUCAGAAGUGGUACAGACUCCAAAACCAUCUCAGAAGAAAAAUGCACGGAAGCGAACGAAAGCAAAGGCCACGCCAGCACAUGUCAGCUUUGACCUGCCGGCUGCACAGCAGAAUGAUGAUGAAGCUUAUGAUUUCAACACAGACUUUGUAUAAAUGUUUGUGUCUACACAACAGAGAGCAGAGUGUUUGUGUGUGUAUGUGUAAAGGUCUGAUGAGGCUGAUUUGUCGGAUGUUCUGUAUUUCUGUCUGUCUGACAGGACCUGUUGUAAAUAUGAGACAGAUAAUUAAACUUUUGAUCUUCUGAGAUUUCUA